GAAGGAAAUUGGCAGGGACAUGUGUUAUUACAGACUGCCUUAUUAAUUCUAGCACAACAGAACUCUCUUUGAGAAUUGCAAUGUGUAAUGAAUGGAUUUAUGUGCUUAAUGAAUAUUUUCAGACUUGCAAAAGAGAUGGGGGGAUUGUGAGUUACUUCUCCCUGACAGUGAUCUCAUGUCAGCUUCUCAAAUUCUACAGUAUUGUUGAUCUGGAGGUAGCUCACGUAGUUAUGUAGCUGGAGGGUGAAAUGGAAGAAUUUGCAGCUGGAGGAUCCUAUUCUGACAGCAGAUGGCUCCCUUACAUACAGGCAGAAUGCCUCCCACUCAGGCAGAAAGUGUUAUAAAGAAUAUCAUUCGAGAAAUAGGACAAGAAUGUGCAGGCCAUGGAGAGAUUGUUUCUGAAACUCUGGCUGCUUUUAUGGUGAAAGCUGUUGUCUUGGACCCCAGUAAUGGCUUUAACAUGGAUAGAACCCUCAUGAAAAGUGAUGUACAGAAACUUGUUAAGGUUUGUGUGUGUCGGCUGUUGGAUAGUAAAAAUCCAUCCCUGGACACCAUUAAGAUGCAAGUCUACUUUGAUAUGAAUUAUACGAGUCGAGAGGAAUUUCUUGAAGAACAUCACCGGGUCUUGGAGUCUAGAUUAGGUCCUGUUAUGAGAGAAAUUACAGAUAAUAGAGCAUGUGCUAGAGAAGAAUUGGAAAGCCUCUACCGAAAGAUUGUCAGCUACGUGCUUCUGUGCUCUGGGCUGGGAUCGCCUACAGAUAUCAAGAUUGUCAGAGAGGCAACAGCUGCCCUACAGAGUGUUUUUCCUCAGGCUGAGCUUGGAACAUUUCUAACGCUUUCUAAGAAGGACAAAGAACGCCAACUGCAUGAACUCACCAUGAUUGUUACUGGGAUCCGUUUGUUUAACCGAGACUGUGGAAAGGGAGGAGAAGGCAUUGAUGACUGCUUCUUUGUAGAUUGUUUCGUGUCUCUCAAUAUGCUUUUAAAAACAGUGCCAGCCAUUCUACAUGAAGCAAUCCCAGCCACCACUCAGCACAUUGAUUCCCAAAUUCAGAUUGCCCAGGACCAGGCAUACCGCUACACAGCCAUCCUGGAGAAAGCAGCAAAGAACCCGCUUAUGAGUGUAGAACUUCAGCCAUAUAUGUUAAAAGAAGCGCUGUAUAAUGUGCGGCAGUAUGAGGUCUUCCUUCAGAUCAUUUUGUCAGAUGUAAUUACCUGUGCUCAAGAGGUAGAAAUGAUGACAAAGCAAUUAGGAGCCCAACUGGAACAAUUAAAAAUGACUAUAAAGUCAAAGACAGCUGUUCCAACAUCACAAGUCUUCCCCAUCUUCAUUGCACUCUCCAGACUGUGGACUAGCUUCCAGGAUGAAACUGUUUUGAUUAGUGUCCUCAGCAAUUUAACAACUCAUCUUGAGCCAUUCCUGGGUUCUCAUGAUCUACUCUUUCCUGAGAAAGUGAUGCAGAAUCUUCUUGAUGGACUGACUGUGAAAACCGAUGUGUGCAGGGUGAAAGAACACUUGGAAGAUAGAGUACAUCUGGUGGAUUUCAGAAAACAAGAAUGGCUUUUCCCAGAAACAACAGCAAAUUUUGAUAAAUUGCUAAUUCAGUAUCGAGGAUUCUGUGGUUAUACAUUUGCCACAACAGAUGGUCUUCUCCUUCCAGGAAAUCCAGCAAUUGGAAUUUUGAAAUAUAAAGAAAAGUAUUACACUUUCCAUACCAAAGAUGCUGCAUACUUAUUUGCAGAAAAUCCUGAACAUUAUAUUGAUCUAAUUAAAGAAAAAGCAAAAAAAAAUGCAGAAUUAAUUCAGUUACUGGAACUUCAUCAACAGUUCGAAACCCUCAUUCCAUAUUCUCAAAUGAAGGAUGUUGACAAACAUUAUAUAAAACCAAUUACAAAGUGUGAAAGUAGCACUCAGACGGAUACACACAUAUUGCCACCAACCAUUGUGAGAUCGUAUGAGUGGAAUGAAUGGGAAUUAAGAAGAAAAGCUAUAAAAUUGGCCAAUUUGCGUCAGAAAGUUACUCACUCAGUACAAACCGAUCUCAGUCACAUGAGAAGAGAGAAUUAUUCACAGGUGUACCCACCCAAGGAUGCUAGCACGCAGUCUAUGAGAGAAGGCAGCACCCGAGUGCCCAGGCCCCAGAUUUACCUAGCUGGUCUCCGUGGGGGACAGAGUAAAAUCACUUCUGGGGUCAAGGUGAACUUAACCAGAGCUGUUGAUGAGACCUAGUUAGAGACUGAAUUUUUAAAGUGGAUUUCACUAAGUUAUGGACAGUGGCAAAUAUUGACAAGUAUCUUUGUAUCUGUGAAAAUUAGUUAAUUUUGUGGGUCUGGCACAUUUAUUGGUUGUGUAAAUGUUUUCCAGAUUCUUAUAUUCACUGUCAAACUGCUACAAAAAACUAAAAAGUGUUCUCUGUAACACAUUUUGCAUUCUAUUAAAAUUGGGAAGUAAAA
This is a messenger RNA of Canis lupus familiaris (dog), 2454 nucleotides long. RefSeq names its product cilia and flagella associated protein 206 (gene CFAP206). The transcript is spliced from 13 exons. NCBI's taxonomy places the organism in Eukaryota, Metazoa, Chordata, Mammalia, Carnivora, Canidae. Gene Ontology annotation, biological process: sperm axoneme assembly; regulation of flagellated sperm motility; regulation of cilium beat frequency. Gene Ontology annotation, cellular component: axoneme; ciliary basal body. The record is from RefSeq and is a predicted model, not a curated record. Bases 290 to 2230 code for a protein of 646 amino acids.